Molecule: messenger RNA, 1671 nt
Organism: Racocetra fulgida
Lineage: Eukaryota; Fungi; Glomeromycota; Glomeromycetes; Diversisporales; Gigasporaceae
Source: the annotation of a GenBank genome assembly
AUGACUGAUGUUGCAAAUUCUCGCAGUGCGAGUUUAGUAGAUAGUGCUUCCGAUUCCGAAUCGAUCACCGACUGCCUACAAGAAAAAUCUGAUGAAAUCAGUAACGUCGCGUCCGACAUUAGUUCAAAUACGGAUGAUAUCGUCGGAAAUGGAAUUACUAUAAAGAUAACCACUGAUGAUGCAGUUAUUGUCAGUGCGGAUGCUACUGAUGAUCGGCAGAACAAGAGUAACGACGGAGCCGUUUCGAUCGGUAAGCACAACCUUUAUAAAAAUCGUAAUCAUGGUUCUUUCUACCCUGGUCAUCACAGAUUGGCUUCUUUACCUUACACUGGAAUUCCUUAUUCUGGAUUUAGUCAAGAUGAGGAUUUACCCUUAAAUUUUGAUGAUCCUUUGGUCGAUGACUCUUCAUAUCCAAGAUUUGGUCUUAAAAGCGAUUCGGAUUGGGAUAUCUCAUCUCCAAUGUCUUCAACUCCAGGCUAUCCUUCGUCUCCAAGUUCUAUCGAUCCGUUUACUUCUUUACCAUUAUCCCCCAAUAACUUUAUGCAUUCUUUCCUAGAUGACGAUGAAUUGGCAGAAAAACAAUUGAUGUUGGAAGAGGAACGCAUGAUCCUUCAAAUGAGACGUCAAGAACUAGAUAAUGCUAUCUAUAAAUUGCAUUAUCAAAAUUUUGAUUCAAGUUUAAACCAUUCUUUGUCUUCUUUGAUAGAAACAAGAUAUAAACGUUCUCAAACUCCACCUCAAACAAAAAGUUCUUCAUCCACAACACCUUCUUUAUCAAGACAAACUAGUUUUACAAAAAAUUUAUCUCCUCCACCUCCAAGAUUUCAACCCAUUGGCCUUCCCGUUAAAAAGCCUACAGCUUGUGAUUAUUCGGUUUCUUCUACAAUGUCAAGCUCGGCUCCUUCUCAUUCUACCUUUUCUUUAUUUUCUAAAUCCCCUGGGCUCUCGCUUAAUCAUACUUUCUUACCUACCGUUAAUGAACAAAAACUGUCCUCUGAUAUGAGUGAAGUUCUCGACGAUGAUAAAUUAAAUGAGUUCUCCUCGUUCGGUUAUCCAUUAACUCCUUCUGGUACUCCUCCUAAAAAUGAUAGCCGAGACUUUAUUCCUUCUUCACUUCAUCUUUCUACCAAUCAUUUCAGCCCUAAAGUUUGGUCUAAUAAUAAUGAUGUUGAUUUUACUGCCGUUUCUCCUCGUUCGAAAUCUUUUCGAUCUUUGCCAAAACGUGAUUAUUAUAGCGCUCCAACAACUCCAAAUUAUUAUACUCCGCCUACUCCUCAAUUUAAUCGAAGUCCUCAACAUACUUUAAAUCCAUUGUCUAUUGGUCAGUUCACUAGAGCUAGUUCGUUGUACUCUUCUCCGGUAGAUGAACGUGAUGAGUUAUGGCAUGGUGAUGAAGCUUUUAACCCUAUUUUAACUCCUCCUCCUGAAAUUCCUCCUAUGAAUAAAUUCUCACCUUCAAUUAAUAAUGAGAAUAACUUGUUCAAUAAAAAUAAUUCAUGCCACCAAUUCCAUAACAUUGUUCAUCCUAAAUUACUUUCUCCAACUCACAAAACUGGCGGGGAAUUUUUUUCUUUGGAUGGUAAUCAAGCUACUUCUGAUUCACAUUAUAAUGGUUUAACUCAUGAUAAAGGGAUUAGAGUAAAUGGACUUUAUAAACUUGAAGUCAUAUAA